This is a messenger RNA of Suillus paluster, 1264 nucleotides long. RefSeq lists its product as uncharacterized. The coding region runs from base 115 to 981 and encodes 288 amino acids. The record is from RefSeq and is a predicted model, not a curated record. The transcript has 15 exons. Lineage: Eukaryota; Fungi; Basidiomycota; Agaricomycetes; Boletales; Suillaceae.
CGUACAGUACCGUGUCGUACAAGUGACAUUCGACCAUCACAACCCUUACAAGAUGACGAAAUUCUGUGCUUUAUAAGUACUCUAUAUGUAUAUGGUCUCCGCUGGAAUGACAAUAUGGCUGUCAUAAUGAUUACCUUGGUAUCCUAUGACUACAUGCUUCAGUUCGAGAACGAGGUCAAGUAUGUUUGGGAACGGCCCGAACGACGGAGGUCACUGAUGUCAUGUCUUUAUCUCGCUGUUCGAUAUUUCGGUCUUUUCCUUGCGAUGGUUUGCGCCUGCUGGGGAGGUCUGUUGUAUUUACCAGAAUCAGUGAGCCACGGCUUGAUUCUUUUAAUACAAUGGGGUCAUUCUACAUAUUUUUGCUUGGCGGAAGUGGUUCUCAUCUGGCGUCUCUACGCACUAUAUAACCAAUCCAAACUCCUACUUUGCAUUCUACUGGGAUUGUUCCUACCUGUCGUCACGCUCUAUAUAGCGGUGGAUGUAUACUUAUACAGUCGACCCUCAGCGUUCUCGGUGGAAGAAAUAAUCACUCCCAACGCCAAAUACUGCGUGACUUCCUUCCACAUGGGGCCUAUGCCUGCGAUAUAUGCUUCCAUCCCCGUCAUAUGCUUUGAUAUUUUCCUAGUGGUUCUCGCAGUGGUCGUUCUCAUGAGACACUUGAAAGAAAGCAGGGAACUGAAAAUAAAGCCUAACACCUACGUGUUAAUGAUUGUGCGAUAUCAUAUCAUAUACUUUGUCCUGAAUUUGGCAAGUCAAAUAUUCUCGGCGAUAUUAUGGGCCAACCUUCCGAUGGCGGUGUUUAAUCUGGUAUUGCUCUUCAAUGAUACCGCGCCAUUUAUUAUCGCACCCCGUCUGAUCAUCAGCAUUUGGGAUACGCAUGCCAACGACAGCUGUGUACAUGUCAGUACGACAUUCGCAGAUUGUGCAUGUUUGACCUUGCCGCCGAUGUUUGACGAGCAAGAGAUGGACUGGGGUGCAUGAUGGCUCCUUAAAUUUAGUUGGGUUGAUUGGUUUCAGUUGUCGACAUUGCCCUGAUAUAAAAUGCUACAAGUACUGUCAGUAACGCUCGUUGAUUGUGUAUUCUCACUGGGUAUAAGAUCACCUAGUGUUUCUGUUUCGAGAAAGUUGUACUACGGCUCAGACCUGUAACUAAACUACGAGACACGAAAGCAUAUGACCAAGAGCGUAGCGAAAACCUAGUAGAGCAUGAGCCGUAUUUUAUUUACAGCUCUUUGCAUAAAGGAUGGCACCUUAUAUUAUCAUC